GUGAACCUCCAUAAAUACUCUUAUCACCAUACCAUUUUUCCCCUCUCUCUCUUCUGCUAACUCCACUGUCUUGAUAACUGCUACUGCUCAAGGAGAGGGCUCGAUUCUUCAAGAGUUUAUGGUGAUCAUGGGAAUUCAGAAGCCUGCAUGGUUGGAAGCCCUUUACUCACAGAAAUUCUUCGUAGGGUGCUCAUACCAUGAAACUGCAAAGAAGAACGAAAAGAACGUGUAUUGUUUGGAUUGUUGCAUUAGUAUCUGCCCUCAUUGCAUACCCUCACAUCGUUUUCACAGGCUUCUUCAGGUUCGUCGGUAUGUAUAUCAUGAUGUUGUCAGAUUGGAAGAUCUUCAAAAGCUUAUAGAUUGCUCUAAUGUUCAGGCCUAUACUAUAAACAGUGCUAAAGUGGUGUUCAUCAAGAAGAGACCUCAAAACAGGCAAUUCAAAGGGGCUGGAAACUACUGUUCUUCUUGUGACAGAAGUCUCCAAGAACCUUUCAUCCAUUGCUCUCUGGGGUGCAAGGUAGAUUUUGUGCUGAAACACUGCAAAGACCUCUCUCCAUUCUUAAGAACAUGCAACACUUUAACACUCAGCCCUGACUUCCUGGUUCCCCAAGACAUGGGAGACGAUGAAAUGACAAAUAACGAGACACCACAUUCAACAAUAGUGGACAGUACUGAUGAGCCAAUGAGCUGGUCUUCAGGGUCGUCAGAGAACAUGAGCAUGGCAUACAGUGAUCAGAUUGUGAGGAAGAAGAGAAGUGGGCUAUAUUUGUGUGGGAGAUCAGCCACUAAGGUUUCUGAAGAGGACAUGGCUACAAGCAUGAGUAGAAGGAAAGGCAUUCCCCAUAGAUCUCCUCUAUGUUAGCAAAAAAAACUUAAAAAAAAACAAAAGCAGUUUAAAUUACAAUUUUUUUACUACUAGUUUAAUUUGAUAUUUUUGACUGAAUCAUUAAUUUCAAAAUGCUUCAAGCUCUGUCUCUCUCACCCUCUCUAUCUCUUUCCAAAUUAAUUUAUUCACUUGGUCGGGGGUUUUGUCUUAAUGGCAUCACGUGAUUCCCAAUUCCAAGUUAAAUGUUUGUACAA
Durio zibethinus is the source of this 1080-nucleotide messenger RNA. Its product is annotated as protein RGF1 INDUCIBLE TRANSCRIPTION FACTOR 1-like. The record is from RefSeq and is a predicted model, not a curated record. NCBI's taxonomy places the organism in Eukaryota, Viridiplantae, Streptophyta, Magnoliopsida, Malvales, Malvaceae. Gene Ontology annotation, molecular function: zinc ion binding.